Molecule: messenger RNA, 1072 nt
Organism: Diospyros lotus (date-plum)
Lineage: Eukaryota; Viridiplantae; Streptophyta; Magnoliopsida; Ericales; Ebenaceae
Product: peptidyl-prolyl cis-trans isomerase CYP20-1-like
Exons: 8
Coding region: 95-784 (229 amino acids)
Biological process (GO): protein peptidyl-prolyl isomerization; protein folding
Cellular component (GO): intracellular membrane-bounded organelle
Molecular function (GO): peptidyl-prolyl cis-trans isomerase activity
Source: RefSeq, a predicted model, not a curated record
AGCAUUAGGCAUUUGCCCAUCGUACCGUACAAAUUGGCGUCUCUUGAAGUCUCAACACUCUCCGAGCUCGCUCAUCUUCGACGAAGAAGAAUAGAUGGCCACCAGAACCAGGUUUUCUCCGCUCAUUCUCCUGUGGAUUCUGGUUCCAUUUGGAACCCUAGCUCUCAUUCUGAGUCGACUGGGCGAUACCAGAGUCUCAUCGGAGGAAAAAGUCGUCGACAGCAUGUCCAAUGUUGAGGAAGAUGAAUCUGAGGACAAGCUAGAACAAGUAACCCACAAAGUAUACUUUGAUGUUGAGAUUGAUGGCAAACCUUCUGGUCGUAUGAUCAUGGGCCUCUUUGGAAAAACCGUUCCCAAGACUGUAGAAAACUUUCGAGCUCUUUGCACAGGGGAGAAAGGAUCUGGAAAAACUGGGAAGCCACUCCAUUUCAAAGGGAGCGCAUUUCAUAGAAUCAUUCCCAGUUUUAUGAUCCAGGGAGGUGAUUUUACUCGUGGUGAUGGGCGGGGUGGGGAGUCGAUCUACGGUGACAAAUUUGCUGAUGAGAACUUUAAGCUGAAACACACUGGUCCAGGAAUUUUGUCAAUGGCAAAUGCUGGACCCGACACCAAUGGCUCACAAUUCUUUAUUACUACUGUAACUACUAGCUGGUUGAAUGGGCGACACGUCGUGUUCGGCAAAGUGCUUUCUGGGAUGGAUGUUGUCUUCAAGAUUGAAGCCCAAGGCAGACAGAAUGGAGUUCCGAGGAGCAAAAUUGUUAUUUCAAAUAGUGGUGAGCUGCCUUGAUGAUUGCAAGAAAACCAUUCCCUUGCCUGUUUCCGUGUGUUAGAAUGCAAACACUUGGGUCCCUCACAUAACAUACUGGUUUCAUAAUAGUGCAGAGUCCUUCAAUUUCUGUUACUGCAUGUAUAAUUUGUUGGAUAUAUAUGAUAUCAACGUAAUUUGGCCUCAAUUUGGAUGCUGGAGAAGUGUCUUCCCAAUUUGAAGCACUCUUGCACAAGUAAUUUUCGCUAUUGGGACAACAGAAAUGGUAAACAGGGACAUGCCUUCAUGUUCCUUCUUUUUGUUGUUUUU